This is a messenger RNA of Priapulus caudatus, 1530 nucleotides long. Its product is annotated as A disintegrin and metalloproteinase with thrombospondin motifs 6-like. Gene Ontology annotation, cellular component: extracellular matrix. Gene Ontology annotation, molecular function: metalloendopeptidase activity. NCBI's taxonomy places the organism in Eukaryota, Metazoa, Priapulida, Priapulimorpha, Priapulimorphida, Priapulidae. Gene Ontology annotation, biological process: extracellular matrix organization; proteolysis. The transcript has 13 exons. The coding region runs from base 1 to 1530 and encodes 509 amino acids. The record is from RefSeq and is a predicted model, not a curated record.
AUGCUGGCUCGCUCGCAGGACCUCGCCGGUAACGAGCGACUUCUCAAGCUCGACGACGAACUGAGCAGCAGCAGCGCCACCCACCGGCGGCGACGCGCGGCCAAGACGAAGCAGAAGAUCGUUGAGUUGGCAAUCUUCUUCGACAACAGCCUGUACGAGAAAUCUCGAUCGGCCGCCGACCCGGAGAACAAGGAGAUCCUCAAGUACAUCCUCGCCUCGGUCAACGGGAUGAAUCUGCUUUACCACCGGUCGGCGUUCAAAGGUUACAAAGUCACGUUCAAGGUCGUGAGGUUGGAGAUACUAAAGACGAAAAUUUCACAGCUGCCGGACGAUGGAGAGGCGGACUUCUUACUGAAACAAUUCAGGGUUUAUCAGGAGACGUUAAACCCAGAGGAAGGCAUACCGGGACACUGGGACAACGCAAUACUAAUGACUGGGUUGGACAUGUACGUGCAGUUCGGCAGCAGAGUGGAGCGCUCCGUGACGGGGUACGCGCACGUCGCAGCUAUGUGUAACCGUGCCACAUCAUGCAGCGUUAACGAGGGAAGAGGCUUCUCCUCGCUCUACUCCAUAGCGCACGAGAUCGGACACAACUUUGGCAUGGUGCACGAUGGUACUGGUAACACGUGUCCGAGGAAAGGCUACCUCAUGUCGGCAGAGAGCGUCGUGGUGGGCAUCGAAUGGUCGCACUGCAGCCGCAAGGAUUUCAUAAAAUACAUAGGCAUGUACGAGUGUCUGGACAACGACCCGAGUGCGGUCAUUGCUGACCACGACCCCGCCUUCAUAGGUCAGCGCUUCGACGCUGACCUUCAGUGUCAGAUCUACACGGGCAGCGAGAAGUCCGAGAGAAGCAAAGGUCCCUCCUUCCCGAUAGCGGACAUCUGCCGCGUGCUGUGGUGCAGAGAUCCAAGUAACUCCCAUAUCAGCCGCGGCGCACAUCCGGCGCUGGAAGGAACCUAUUGUGGAGCGAAGAAGUGGUGCAGACGAACGAAGUGCGUCGGCUGGGGUAACGCAGCGCCACCUGUCAUCGAUGGCGCAUGGGGUGAAUACUCGCUCGACGGGCAGUGCACGUCGACGUGCCUAGAGGGCGGCACCGGCGUCAAGACCUUCACCAGGAAGUGCAACAACCCAAGACAUAAGCACAUCCUGCUCGGUUCGCUGCCAGGUGGCGUUGAUCCUGUUACACUUGACGCCGCUUCCACCGCCGCUACCACUGCCGCCGUGUACCCUAGCAGUACCACGCAGGCUCCGACUACUAGCGCCACCACGCGGUCCAAUGCUCCCGUCGAUGGUGGCUGGAGCGAGCUGACCGUCGUUAAACAUUGCGAUGCCAACGCCACCUGUCUGGCCGGAGGCGUGACGUUUAAGAAGAGCAAGCGACAGUGCAACAAGCCAUUGCCGAAACAUGGAGGAAAGAAAUGCGAUGGACCUGCUGUUGUCAUGGAUAUAUGUCCGCGUAGCAAGGAAUUUGACUGCAGUGGAAAAUUGAAAACUGACGACAGUCCAUCAACAUCAGACGAAAACUGUUGA